Molecule: messenger RNA, 1583 nt
Organism: Sapajus apella (tufted capuchin)
Lineage: Eukaryota; Metazoa; Chordata; Mammalia; Primates; Cebidae
Product: protein HEG homolog 1-like
Exons: 4
Coding region: 143-1558 (471 amino acids)
Biological process (GO): heart development
Source: RefSeq, a predicted model, not a curated record
UGCUCUGGAUUGUAAGCAUAGUGAAUAUGGGAAAAAAAGAAAGGUGAAAUUCUUUUACUUGAAUCCACUGUCUACUGAUGUGUCUCCUGGUGUCUUUUCUGAAGGUUUACUUUUCUUUCCAGAAGCCAGCAAGUUCUCCCUGAUGCAUCCUCUUCUUCUUUCAGAUGCUGCGUGGAACAAUUGGGUAGAAAAUAACACUGAGUCCCACGUAGAAAACAUCACCUUGUAUCAGAAUCAAGAGGACAUUUCAACAGUGGCCUUCAAAGGGGAUGUGUUGAGUCAGACCUCCGGGAAGAGCCACGCUGCUUCGGAUGCUCCAGAAAACCUCACUCUGUUCACUGAAACAGCAGAUGCUAGAGGAAGGAACGGCUCUUCAAGUAGAACAAACUUCACUAUUUCACCUGUUGGGUACUCGCUGGAGAUAGCAGCAGCUCUGACUUCCCAGAGCGGCGCCUUAGCCUCGGAAAGUCUUCACCUGCCAUCUAGCAGUUCAGAGUUCGGUGAAAGAGUUGCCCCUUUGCAAGCAAAGAGUGGAACAACCUCAGAGAUGGGAACAGAGAGGGCAAUGGGGCCGUCAGAAGGAGUGUCUGUGCACAGCCAAGAGGCCACGACUUCAGUUUUGAGCCCGUCCUCUCUUCCUGCUUUGGAGAUGGGAGAACUGACCAUGCCUCCUCAGAAGAGAAAUUCCUCAGGCCCAGAUCUCUCCUGGAUGCAUUUCUCCAGGACACUGGCUUCGUCUCCUCUCUCAGACCAUCUCUCAUCUUCUGGAAGUACAGAGAAGCUUAACAAGUCCACUGGCGUCCAGAGCCCCUCAGUCAGUCAAACAAAGACAAUGCACGUUGCCACCGUGUUCACUGAUGGUGGCCCCAGAACGCUCCGAUCUUUGACAGUCAGUCUGGGACCUUUAAACAAGACCGAGGGCUUCCCUGAGGACUCCAGAAUUGCCAUGACUUCAGCCUCAGUCCAUCCUUCACCCUCUGCCGUGGAAUCACAAAGCAACAGAGGAGUAACUGGGAAUCCAGGGGAUGGGGAAUUCAUUGAACCAUCCACGGAACAUGAAUUUGGACUUAAAUCUUUGCAUUGGCAAAAUGAUUCCCCAACCUUUGGAGAACAUCAGCUUUCCAGCAGCUCUGAGGUGCAAAAUGGAAGUCUCUUGUCUCAGACUGAGACUGUGUCUAGGUCAGUGGCACCCAUGAGAGGUGGAGAGAGCACUGCACGCUGGCCCUUGACCAACAGCGCGGCAUCUGCAGAUGUGACAGCAAGCUCUGCUUCGUAUCCUGAAGGUGUGAAUGCUUCAGUGUUGACCCAGUUCUCAGACUCAACUCUACGGUCUGGAGGAAGUCACACAGCAUUGGGAGAUAGGAGUUAUUCAGAGUCUUCAUCUACAUCUUCCUCAGAAAGCUUGAAUUCAUCACCAGCACGUGAAGAACAUUCAAGUGAGUUUUUCCAGUUCAUGCAACUGUGCCCCAUGGAGGAGAGAGGGACUCAUGAUGCUUAUGACAUCUGCGGCAUAUUAAAACUAUGCAUGAGGGCUGGUUACAAUGGCUCAUACCUGUAAUCCCAGCACUUUGGGAGGCCAAGGC